CUCUCUCUCCAUCUCUCUAGCUCCAUCUCCUCCCUCUGCACCGCGUAUCGUCCCCCCUGCGGACUAAGGGAGAGAAGCGAGCGAAAGAGGCAAAAUCGAGAGAGAGAAACAAAUAUAUAGACGACGACGAAAAAGCUCUAGGCAGUUCACAGCCGCCCAAUUUCUCAUAGCCACACCUGCCGUCCGUGGAAUCUCGCCACCAAUCGAUCUCUUCUUCUUUCGUUUGGUUGUGGGAUCAAAGUUGUUGGUUUCUAUCGACAUGGCUGCUGCUACUGCUGCUGCUCCACGGUUUGCGCCAGAAGACCCUACACUUCCCAAGCCCUGGAGAGGAUUGGUUGAUGGCAAAACUGGGUACCUUUAUUAUUGGAACCCAGAAACUAAUGUGACACAAUACGAGAAGCCUUCUGCACCAUCUCUUCCAUCCAAGCCACCUUCGGUGCCCAUCAAUUCCUCAGUGCAGGUACAGCAGCCUUCUCGCCGUGCGUAUAGUCCUGAAAAAGAAGAUGAUAGGUAUGGGAGGAGUAGCAAUGGUGCACCAACUAGAACUGAAACUGUAGCAAGGAGUAUCCAGAAUGAAAGAAGUUUGGUUUCACAAAAUGGAACAAUCAAUGACUCUGUUGGAUUUGCUGCCAGAGGACCUGCACCCUCAGCAGGUGGAAACAGUUUAUCAGCAGAGGCAUACAGGCGUCGCCAUGAAAUUACUGUCACAGGGGGUGAUGUGCCACCACCUCUUAUGUCAUUUGAAGCCACUGGGUUCCCUUCCGAGUUACUAAGAGAGGUGCGAUAUUUGCUCCUGGUGGAGCUAAUGUCGUACGCUGUGUUGCCCUUUCUUUGGGGGUCCCUUGUAAUUUGGAGCGCCCUUAUUUUGCUGGACAAAUUUUGAGAAGGGCUUUCCGAAUCCCCAAAGUUCGUGGCUGUUACUGCCAAUUGGUGAUGAUAUAGCACGCCACUCGGUCAAUAUCAGAAGAAGAGGCCUCCUCCUGCUAGAGCUUGCAUUUAGCAAGCGCUGACGACUGCAUGUGGGGGAUGGUAUACAGUGCUGGGUUCUCUGCCCCAACUCCAAUUCAGGCACAGUCCUGGCCUGUUGUUAUGCAGAGUAGAGAUAUUGUGGCCAUUGCCAAAACCGGUUCUGGUAAAACCCUAGGUUACUUGAUCCCUGCCUUUCUCCAUCUCAAGCGUCUUCGCAAUGACCCUCGAAUGGGUCCGACUAUCCUGGUAUUGUCACCUACAAGAGAAUUGGCAACACAGAUUCAAGAAGAGGCUGUGAAGUUUGGGAAGUCAUCAAGAAUUGGCUGCACGUGUUUAUAUGGAGGAGCACCUAAGGGUCCACAACUAGGUCAGUUAGACAGAGGAACUGACAUAGUUGUUGCAACUCCUGGUCGUCUGAAUGACAUUCUGGAGAUGAGAAGAGUAAGCCUUGGUCAGGUAUCAUACCUAGUUCUUGAUGAGGCUGAUAGGAUGCUGGAUAUGGGGUUUGAGCCUCAAAUACGGAAGAUAGUUAAGGAGGUCCCUUCCCGUCGUCAAACCCUCAUGUACACAGCAACUUGGCCAAAGGAGGUUCGGAAAAUUGCUGCAGAUCUUCUGGUCAAUCCUGUCCAAGUGAAUAUUGGGAAUGAAUUUUGUUCAUGCAGAAGUGUUGAAAUACUGAUUGAAAAGUGGACGAUCUUUUUGCAGCAUGUUGAGGUACUGGCAUCCAUGGAGAAACACAGGCGUUUGGAGCAGAUACUACGCUCCCAGGAACCGGGAUCUAAGGUUAUCAUCUUUUGUUCAACCAAGAAAAUGUGCGACCAACUUGCUCGUAACCUUUCUCGUCAGUUUGGAGCUGCUGCUAUCCAUGGAGACAAAUCACAGGGUGAGAGGGAUCAUGUGCUGAGUCAGUUUCGAUCAGGGAGGGCUCCUUUGCUUGUAGCUACUGAUGUCGCUGCUCGGGGGCUGGAUGUAAAGGAUAUUAGGGUGGUUGUCAAUUAUGAUUUUCCUACUGGCGUGGAAGAUUAUGUGCAUAGGAUUGGCAGAACCGGAAGAGCUGGUGCUACAGGUAUAGCUUAUACAUUCUUUGGUGAGCAGGAUGCCAAAUAUGCCUCAGACCUCAUCAAAGUAUUAGAGGGUGCAAGCCAGAAGGUUCCUCCGGAGAUCCGUGAUUUGGCCUUGCGAGGUGGUGGGGGAUUUGGUAGAAAUAGACGAUGGGGUAACGGCAAUGGUGGAGGUCGUGAUUCUGGUGGCCGUGGUGGUGGUGGUCGUGGUGAUUUCAGUUUCGGUGGGAGGGAUGCCGGCAGGGGCAGUUGGGCUCCUAGUUCAUCUAACAGGUAUGAUAGUCGUCCUAGUGAUGGAUACGGAGGAGGACCGGACAAGGGGUCUAGCUGGAGCGAGCGCCCUGCUAGUAAAGGGUGGAGCCGCGAUCGCAGCCGGAGUAGGAGUCCCGGACCUGCUGGCGGUCGUGGAAGUUUUCACAUGGCGAUGAUGGAGCGUAGCAGGAACGGUGGUGGUGGUGGUGGUAAAAGUCCGUAGAGACAGAUGGGAAGAUGUAGUGAUUACGGGGAAGAUGGCGAGGAAGGCAUGAAUCAGGCCUGAACAGGUCUCACCACACAGAAGCAUCUCGGGUGUUCUACUAUUAGCAGUAUUAUCGCUAGUACUACUACUACUAGUACUAACCAGGUAAAAGAAUCUGAACAAGGACGGUGGUAAUUCCAUUUUUUGUACGACACUUCCCUUACUCUGAAGGUCAUCUUGGAUGGGGAGUGUCAGAAGUACGGCAAAUUACACUCUUUGAUGAAAAUUUGUUUAGUUUGGGAACUCUGUUUUGUUAGUGAACUCUGUUUAAAGGUUGGGAGGUAAACUAUGGGCAUGUGUAUGUAGUGUGGAAGUUUGGCGUCACAGACAGAAAUAUGUGUUCAUGUUUGUAUUAAGUUUAGGUUCUGUUUGGAACACCGCCUUUCAGUCGUUGUACGUACUUUUCUUCGGACUGUUCGUCUAUCAGGGUUUCUGUUUUAGCUUCAGGUAGUCUUGUAGGGUUUAAUGUGAGUGGUGACUGGCGAGCCAUAUCGUAACUAAUGACAUAUGCUAAGGUAAAUUUCAUUCUUCUAUUACGAGGACCAUGAUGCAUAUGUUUGAGGAGGCUUCUUUGUCCCUAACGAAUGAGGGUAAUGCAAAGAUCAUGUGGUUCGAGUUAUAGCCUUGUUUUAUGUACAUGCUUCAAGUAUACACACUGUACAAUUUCGUGCUUUGUUACGAAGUAUGAGCGUGUGACUGGCUCUAAGGGGUCGUUUGGAAGUUGUGAUUAUUCAAAUUGAUGUAUUAGGUCAAUUAGUGUAU
Molecule: messenger RNA, 3309 nt
Organism: Linum tenue
Lineage: Eukaryota; Viridiplantae; Streptophyta; Magnoliopsida; Malpighiales; Linaceae
Source: the annotation of a GenBank genome assembly